Molecule: messenger RNA, 1799 nt
Organism: Lates calcarifer (barramundi perch)
Lineage: Eukaryota; Metazoa; Chordata; Actinopteri; Centropomidae
Product: hydroxycarboxylic acid receptor 3-like
Exons: 1
Coding region: 148-1128 (326 amino acids)
Biological process (GO): G protein-coupled receptor signaling pathway
Cellular component (GO): membrane
Molecular function (GO): G protein-coupled receptor activity
Source: RefSeq, a predicted model, not a curated record
UGGCCUGUGUUUCCUUAAGUUGAGUUCUCUUGGUCUCUGCAGUGUUACCACGAAAUGAAAGGCAGAACAUCUUCCUGUAAAGACAAAACCACAAACAUGCUUCCCUUUAAAUGAUGCCUAAUUACAACAUCUUUCACAUAACUCAAGAUGAAAUGUGAAUUUGAUGGAACUCUGCUGAAGAGUGUGCUCCCUCCACUGCUGGUGACAGAGUUUGUAUUUGGAGUUCUUGGCAAUGGUUUGGCUCUGUGGAUCUUCUGCUUCCACCUGAAGCCCUGGAAGAGCAGCACAGUGUUACUCUUCAACCUGGCAAUGGCUGAUUUUCUGCUCAACAUGGCUUUACCUUUCCGAACCAGCUACUACAUCUCUGAGCUCAACUGGAUUUUUGGAGAUAUAUUCUGCAACAUCUGCCUCUUCAUGUUGGCAAUGAAUCGCAGUGGAAGUGCCUUCUUCUUGAUGGCUAUCGCUGUGGACAGGUACAUGCGUGUGGUGCAUCCCCAUCAUCCCAUCAACUCUUUGAGUGUCUCGAAAGCCAUGCUUGGAGCAUUUGCAAUAUGGUUACUCACCAUUUCAAUGAACGCUCAUAUCUUCACUUUGGAACAUGGCAACAUGACCAAAAAAUACUGUGAAAGCUUCAUGGUUGAUACUCAUCAUCAGCGUAAUUUGAUUUGGCAUAAGUCUGAGUUUGUCUUGUCCUUCUACGUGCCUCUGUGUGUGAUCCUCUACUGCACUGUCCACAUUAUCAGCCACCUGAGAGGGAGACAGCUCGCUCAGGACGCAAAGAUCAAGAAGGCUCUGUGCGUCAUCACAGUGGUGGUGGUGCUCUUCAUCAUUUGCUUUCUCCCGAGCAACAUCACACAGCUGCUGAUUUGGAUCAAGACCCGACAGUUAGCCAGCACCCUCAACAAAUCUGAAGUCUGUUCUGCCUUGGAGAACCUGACCAUCGUAUUCUACAUCACCAUUAGCCUGACCUAUCUCAACAGCAUGUUGGAUCCUGUGGUCUAUUACUUCUCCAGCCCUGUCUUCAAGAACAUCUGCCGGAAAGCUCUUCAUCUGCCCCAAGCAGACCCUACUGAGAGUACAGAGAAGAAAACUCGAGAAACAGGAUCCCAGACGCUCAGCCAGCUGUGAUCACAAAACCAAAAUUAAGGAAAGAUUUUAUCAUAUGAGUGCUUCAGCCAACAAGAUAUUAUUUUUUGCCUGUCUUACAAUUAUCAAGUAUAUAUUGCACUGCACUUUUAAAAAAUGUUGAUUGCCUGUGUAGAACAUAUGCUCGUGUAAGGCUGUUAAAUGAUUUAUGUCAAAGAGAGACUACUUUUGUUGAAUUAUUUGAUUAUGGGAUAACUGUAAAUUAUUGAGCAUAGUGUAAUUGUAGCAAAAGAGGAGAGAAGUCAUAAAGUCAACAAACUGGCUCAGUCUGUUACAGAACAAUAUCUGGUUACAUUAACUCAGACUGAACAAACAUAAGCUACUGGUCACAGCAGACUGAGCAAAAACCCUGAAUGUAUUGAACUGAAGAAGUUAUCAUCUCACGUGUGAAAGGAAGAAUGUGUUAUCUCGUCUAAAAAUUACACAGUCUUUAAAAGCUCUUAUUUUUUUUAUCUCUUUUUUAUUCCUAUAUAUAUUGACUGGACUUUCCUGAAUAUUUUUUCACAAAAUACAUGCUAUUGUAAAGAUGUGAGCUAUGAGCAUAAUAAUUCCAUGUUUUAAUGAUGAAACAUGAUAAUAAUUUGUGAGGUUUAAAAAAUGCUCUCCAAAUGUCCUCCCUGCUGGAACAAACAAUAAAGAUGUUUAUCCUCAUC